Messenger RNA from Gallus gallus (chicken), 5039 nucleotides. It is a transcript of the gene CARD11, whose product is annotated as caspase recruitment domain family member 11. The transcript has 24 exons. Gene Ontology annotation, molecular function: protein binding. Gene Ontology annotation, biological process: regulation of apoptotic process; positive regulation of canonical NF-kappaB signal transduction. The record is from RefSeq and is marked provisional. The coding region runs from base 260 to 3772 and encodes 1170 amino acids. Lineage: Eukaryota; Metazoa; Chordata; Aves; Galliformes; Phasianidae.
GACACACUUUUUCUCACUUUCUGCCACUCUGUACUCAUUCUGACACCACUGCACUUGCUUCCUUUAUUCCAGAUUGUCCCCAAAACUUUCAGCACCUCGGGGGGCAGAAGGACUUUUGCUCCUUGUGUUUCUUUCACUUUUCAACAGCUGCAGAGCACAAAAACCUCUCCGGGGCUCCUGGAAGAGCCAGAGUCACGGGCAUGGAGGCAACAUAGGGACUUCAUCCUGCAGGAGCUGCACUGAGACACCCAACUCACUCAUGAGCACCCAAGGAGGAGAGCCAGAGAUGGAUGACUGCCUGGAGACGCUGAAAGAUGAGGAGGAAGCUUUGUGGGAGAAUGUCGAGUGCAACCGGCACAUGCUGAGCCGUUACAUCAACCCAGCUAAGCUGACCCCGUACCUGCGGCAAUGCAAAGUAAUCGAUGAGCAAGAUGAAGAUGAGGUGCUUAACUCACUUAUGCUGCCCUCCAAAAUUAACCGAGCAGGGCGGCUGCUGGACAUUCUUCACACCAAAGGCCAAAGGGGCUAUGUGGUUUUCUUGGAGAGCUUGGAGUUUUACUACCCUGAACUCUACAAACUGGUGACAGGGAAGGAGCCCACACGGAGGUUUUCCACUAUUGUUGUGGAGGAGGGACAUGAAGGCCUUACCCAUUUCCUGAUGAAUGAGAUCAUUAAGCUUCAGCAGCAAGUAAAGACAAAAGACAUGCAGCGCUGCGACCUCUUGGCUAAGUCUCGCCAGUUGGAGGAUGAGCGAAAGCAACUAAAACUGAACAAGAUAGAGCUGAUUACCUUCCAGGAGAGAUACAACAAGAUGAAGGAGGAAAGAAACAACUACAACGAUGAGCUGGUCAAGGUGAAGGAUGAGAACUACAAUCUGGCCAUGAGAUAUGCCCAACUGAGCGAUGAGAAGAGCAUGGCUGUGAUGAGGAGCCGAGACCUGCAGCUUGAGAUUGACCAGCUGAAGCAUCGCUUGAACAAGGUGGAAGAGGAAUGCAAGCUGGAGAGGAACCAAUCACUGAAACUGAAAAAUGAUAUUGAAAACCGACCCAAAAAGGAACAGAUGCUGGAGCUGGAACGGGAAAACGAGAUGAUGAAAACUAAAAUCCAGGAGUUACAGUCCAUCAUUCAGGCUGACAAGCGGAGUUUACCAGAUUCAGACAAAGCCAUUUUGGAUAUCCUGGAACAUGACCGUAAGGAGGCACUGGAAGAUCGUCACGAGUUGGUCAACAAGAUCUUUAAUCUCCAAGAAGAGAUUCGUCAUGUGGAGGACUUGAGAGACAAGUAUCUUGAAGAGAAAGAAGAUUUGGAGUUGAAGUGUUCAACUCUAGGAAAAGACUGUGAGAUGUAUAAGCACCGUAUGAACACUGUGAUGAUACAGCUAGAAGAGGUGGAGAAGGAGCGAGACCAGGCGUUCCGCUCACGUGAUGAGGCUCAGACACAGUAUUCACAUUGUCUGAUUGAAAAAGAUAAAUACAGGAAGCAGAUUCGGGAGCUGGAGGAGAGAAACGAUGAACUCCGAAUUGAAAUGGUUCGGAAAGAAGCCUGCAUUGUUAACCUGGAGUGCAAACUCCGACGGCUCUCUAAGGACAAUAAUUGUCAUGACCAGAGUUUGCCACGCAAUCUACCCAUCACUAUUAUCUCCCAGACCUUUGGCAAUUCUAGCCCAAAAGCCAAUGGUCAGGAAGCAGACGACUCCUCCACAUCAGAAGACUCACCAGAAGACAACAAAUUCUUCUUGCCCGAUCAAGCUCGACUCAAGAGAAGAGUGAACCUAAAGGGAAUCCAGAUAAAUCCAAGAGCUAAAUCCCCUGUCAGCAUGAACAGAACAUCAGAGUUUCAAGCAGUCAGAGCACAGGACGAAGAUGGGGCCGAUGCCAGCAAUGGCCGCACGGACACUAGUUCCUCUAAUUCUGUUUCCAUCAGUAACUCCAUCAGCAGCUGCGAAGUCAGCAAAAUUCAAACCCUGAGAAAUCGCAAUGACAGCAUCAUGUCUACCACUCCUGAGCCUCCGGGAAACGACUCCAUCGUCCGACGCUGCAAAGAGGAUGCUCCUCCCUGCAGCAUGGUUGAAGAGGACAAUGACAGCUUUGGAUUUGAUGCUUUGGAGCUAGAUGAUGACAGUCAUGACAGGCACUCACAUGGAGCUCCUUCGGUGCACUCUUCUUCCUCUUCCCAUCAGUCAGAAGGCCUGGAUGCCUAUGACCUGGAACAUGUCAAUUCCAUAUUUAGAAAGUUCUCUCUGGAAAGACCUUUUCGUCCCUCUGUCACAUCUGUUGGGCGCAUCAGGAGUUCCUGCCAUACCAUCCAGCGCAUAACACUGAAUGGGGAUACUCUCAAUUCAGAAAUCACUCUUAUAGGAGGUAACGACAAAGGGAGCUUUGUUAGCUCUGUCGUAUCAGGAUCACUUGCAGAAAAAGCAGGUCUUCGGGAAGGACACCAACUCCUACUGUUGGAGGGCUGCAUCAAAGGGGAAAAUCAGAGUGUUCCCUUGGAUACUUGCACAAAGGAGGAAGUCCACUGGACAAUUCAGAGGUGCCACGGUCCAGUAACACUCCAGUAUAAAUCAAAUCAUGAAGGUUACAGGAAGCUGCUCUCCGAGCUGGAAGAUGGGCUUAUCGCAUCGGGGGACUCAUUUCACAUCCGCCUGAAUCUGAACAUCUCCAGCCAGCUGGACUGCUGUUCCCUAUCGGUGAAAUGUGAUGAGAUUGUUCAUAUUCUUGACACCAUGUACCAGGGGACAUGCGGGGGAUGCGACUGGCUUUGUGCCAGAGUCGAUCCUUUCACAGACAAGGACCUGGAGAGAGGGACCAUUCCCAGCUACAGCAGAGCCCAGCAACUUCUCCUGGUGAAGCUGCAGCGGCUGAUGCACAGAGGAAGCAAAGAUGAGACAGAGAGCUCACACAACACCCUGAGGGCUCUCCGGAAUACACUGCAGCCAGAGGAGCCUGCCCCACAGAGUGACCCAAAAACCAGCCCUCGUCUGUCCAGAGCAAGCUUUCUCUUGGGCCAAAUACUACAGUUUGUCAGCAGGUCUGAAAACAAAUAUAAGCGUAUGAAUAGCAAUGAGCGAGUUCGUAUCGUCACUGGCUGGCCCUCUGGUCUGGCACGGACCUCAUCUGAAGCAAAGAAACCCUUUCCUGAUAAACUGGAAGAUUUGGAUUCCAAAAGUGAAAUCAACAAGAGGCUGAUCCCUUACAGUUUGGUGAGACCCAUCCACUGUGAGCGCAGGCGCCCCGUUCUGUUCACCCCCACCAUGCUUGCCAAGUCCUUGGUUCAGAAGCUUCUCAACUCCGGAGGUGCCCUGGAAUUCGACAUAUGCAAGCCAGAUAUUGUAACAAAGGAAGAGUUCUUAAGGAGGCAAAGGAUGGAGACAAUCAUCUUCAGCAGAGAGAAGAAUCUGAGCACGUAUGAGUGCAUCGUACCUGCCAAUAUCGAGGCCGUCAGCGCCAAGAAUAAGCAUUGUCUCCUGGAAGCCGGAAUAAGCUGCACAAAGGAUUUAAUCAAAGCCAAGAUAUAUCCUAUUGUUCUUUUUAUCAGAGUCUCGGAGAAGAACAUCAAGAGGUUCAGGAAGCUAUUGCCAAAGCCAGAGGCUGAAGAUGAGUUUUUACGUAUGUGCCGUCUGAAGGAGAAGGAGCUGGAAGAGCUGCCGUGCCUUUAUGCCUCUGUAGAGGCAGAUGCAUGGAGCAGUAUUGAAGACCUUAUCAGAACAAUAAAGGACAAGAUUGGAGAAGAGCAGCGUAAAACCAUCUGGAUAGAUGAAGAUCAGCUCUAAAACCAGUUUGUGAAAUGGGGCUCUUUGACGACAAAAGGAUGUUCCCAGGUGGAGCAGAGGCCCACAGAGUUCUGACUCGGUGCCCAGUGCUCACUCCUGUCUCACUGUUGCUGGCUGGGGACUUGCUGCUGGCAGAGCCUGUGUAUGCAAUGGAACUGGAGCUGUGCUGGAUAGCCCACCCUUCAGGUGCCAGGGAUCGAGGACGUGGAUCAAACCACCACCACCGCAGCUUCUGACAUGGCAGCAUCUCUUUAUGGACAGCAGCUGUUGAACGAGUGGGAAGGACAAAAAUCUUGAGAGGGAUCUUGGGGUAAUUUAUUAUGUAAAAAUAUGGAUCACGGUUGGCUUAUCAUGCGCUUCUGAUGAGACCAAAUAAGUGGAAUCUAGGAGAAAUAAAGCGUGAGGAUUGGGCUAAAGGAAAUGGAAUUGAGGUGUGCCUCACACCUGUCUGGAAGUGAGAUUCCGAAUACACUCCAAUAGGGAAACUGAAGACUGUUUGGCAGCAAUACGAACACUACUGCUGAUGGCCAUAGCAGCUCUACAGCCCUGUUUUUCCAUUAGCAUUUUAAUCAGCAAGGAGGAAAAUAACUAUUAUUCCUGGCAUUAAUUAAAAUGACAAUUUUCCCUUUCUUUCUAGAGCCCAGUUCUAUUAACAGUUUUACAAGUUCUCUUUCAGUCUUGGCACUUAGAAAAAAAAAUAGACUCCACAGUCCCAGUGGCACAUCAGACCUUCCAAGGUCUGCAGAGGUUUCAUUUAGUUUUCCCCUGCCUCUGCAUUGCAUUCAUUUAUACAUCUCUCAAUGUUUAAUUUUCUUUUACUUGUUAAAAGUAACACUGGUGCCUUUUCCAGACAAGUUUCUCUGUUUCUCCAGUGAAAUCUGUAUUUCUCUACAACUUCAUUGCUGGCCAAAAUGCCUGCGCUCAACAGGAGGGACUGUUCUGCAGAGAGGAAAAGGAGAGCUUCAUAAGGCAGUAAUCGCUGGGAGCCGCUCCAUCCUUGACCUCUCUGCUGUGAUUGACAGCACGGGGACCAGCGAGUGCUGCUCUGUGCUGUGGCCAAGCAGGGUAACGUUUUCAGAAGCGUGUAUGUGACUCAGAAGACCACAUCCCAUUUUCAAAAGCACUCAACCCCUCAGAGAGCUGAAGUUCCACUGAUAAUGAGUGGGACUGGGACUCCUAAGUCUCGUAGGGCUUUUAACAUUUUUCCUCUAUACAUUAGACACUGUAUUGAGACUGCCAAAUUGAUUCAAUAAAACCGAUCAGAUAA